Molecule: messenger RNA, 1947 nt
Organism: Lodderomyces oxycetoniae
Lineage: Eukaryota; Fungi; Ascomycota; Pichiomycetes; Serinales; Debaryomycetaceae
Exons: 1
Coding region: 1-1947 (648 amino acids)
Cellular component (GO): mitochondrial outer membrane
Source: RefSeq, a predicted model, not a curated record
AUGGAUAUUGUGCUGUUGGGUCUCACUCCCAACUCUUCACGGUCCAAGAAGAUUCUCAAGGUGAUAAACAACAAUAAUCGUAUAUCGCUUGCUAUAAGGAAACAAAUUGAGAAAUUGAAUUCAGAUAUAAAGACAUUCUUAGCAACGAGAUACCAGCAGCAAGAGCAGCAGCAAGAGCAGCAGCAGAAAUCCAAGGAGAGCGAGCAAUUACAGAAGACGUUUCAAGAUUUUUACAUUUUGCUUGACUUUGAAAAUUUUAAUUUCGAAAAAACAUGUAAUGUUGAUUUGGACAAGUUACGGUCAAUCUAUAUCAAAGCCGCUGAGAUAAAAAUAAGUGAUAAGGACAAUAAGGUGUUGCUUGAUUUGAUGACUGAGUAUAUGGUUCUCAUAUUGAGUUUAAAGAUAUCCAAUUCAUUGAUUUAUAAAACAUUGAUCUUGAAAAACCAACAGGUUUAUUGGGAGACUAUAUAUAAUUCGAUAUUGAACAAGUUGGUUUAUUUUGUUCAGACCUUGCCUCUUAGGAUAUAUGGAUUUACCACUGCCAUUUUCCAAAAGACCAACCAGAAAGUAUCUGCUACUUUUCAAGAAUCAUCAUCAUCAGCAGCAACUACUACACCCAUGUGGCGUAGGAUUAAACAUUUUACUAUCGCAAUGGCAAAAUCAAUGGUUCGUUCAAUCAAAACGGUUUUCAUCGAAGUUAAUCCCGCAAUCACCUUGUUUUCCAAAACGCAAAUAUCAGUCUUUUCUUCCGUAAAGUGGUAUAUCACAUCGAUUAUUAAAGCACCUAUUACGAUAAUUAAUAAGGAGAUUAAACUCAAAUUGAAAACUAUCAAGUUUGAAAUGAGUCAGAAUACCGACAAACUUGACCAGAUUAUUAAAGGCGAUGUACUGAAUUAUCUUCCUACCUUGGUGACUAUCUUCAAUAUAGAUCACGAUGAAGGUGAUAUAAGUAAAAGAAUUCUCCAAUCAAUAGAUUCAAUAUCUACAUUCGACAAGGUUCAGUACAACUCGACUUCGAGACCACUGGUACUAACCCGAUACUGGCCUAUAAUUGUCCUUUUCAUUCGAUACGUACCUGGCCAAUCCGUGUCUUUGUAUAACAACCGACAAGAGAUUUACCACUGGAUACAAUAUAAUGGAAUAGAGCCAAUUCAAGGAUUUUUCGUCAAUUGGGUAGUGAAACCAAUGAAUGAAAUGUUGAAUAUUUUAAGACGUGAUAGCGGAGUCACUAUAAUGACUCGUGAUUCUCUUGAGUCCGAUUUUGACUCAUUGGAAAAGAUGAUUUGGGAAUUUGCUCAGGAUAAUAAUAUCGAUACAACGCCCCAACGUGUUGCAUCUGAUGUCAAAAAUGGAGACUUGAGAUUGAUCAUGUCUCAGUAUGAACAAGAGAUUAGAAAACCUAUAAAGUAUAUUAUUUCCGGCUCAUUGUUAAGACUAGUAUUGAUUCAAGUGCAAAAGGGAAAAGUCGACGGUGCAGUAGCCAUCAAUGGUAUUGAUAAAUUACUAAAAAGCCAACAAUUGGUGUUUGGAAUAGUUUCCAUGAGUCCUUCUUUAUUCAUUUUGUAUCAAGUUUAUCAAUACUUCACCAGUGACAACCAUAAGCCAAUAAUGGUUAAUGGGAAACAAUUAAAUAUCGUUUGUUUGAAAUGUUUGAACAACAUUGAAAACUUAUUGAUUAUGUUGCAGAGCAAUAAGGUAGUAGAUGCUAAAUGUGAAGAGGGGGAGAAACAACAGCAUCAUGAUAUCAUAAGUAGAGAGCUGUACGAAGGUGAAUUAUUGAUUGAAAUUAUCAACUUGAUAAUUAGCUCUGAACCAAUUAUUCCAAAGCAAUUACAUAGUGAUUGGGUUAAAGAUUUAAAUGAGUUAAAUAACAGCGGAUAUGACUUGGAGACAAAAUUGCGUUUGGUUAAUCGCAUUUGGAACAUGUAUGGAUCAUAUUUUAAAUAA